AUGUCGUCGCGGAUUCUAUCCCUCGCGCGUCGCUCCCAGAAACUUACUGUUCGCGUGCUCAGGCCCACCAAACCUUCCCCUCCUCGAUCUCUAAACAUCAACCAACUCCCCACAGAUAAAAUCGGAAUGGUUGUCGCCACGAUCAAAUGUGUUGUUGUUGGUGAUGGUGCAGUUGGAAAGACGUGCUUGCUCAUCUCUUACACCACCAACAAAUUCCCCUCAGAAUAUGUCCCCACAGUCUUUGACAACUAUGCAGUGACGGUAAUGAUUGGUGAUGAGCCUUACACCCUCGGACUUUUCGAUACUGCCGGACAAGAAGAUUAUGAUCGAUUGAGACCUCUGUCUUAUCCUCAAACUGAUGUCUUCCUUGUUUGCUUCUCCGUCACUUCUCCAGCUUCAUUUGAAAACGUUCGAGAGAAAUGGUUCCCCGAAGUUCACCACCAUUGCCCUGGAGUUCCAUGUCUGAUUGUUGGUACUCAAACCGAUCUUCGAGAUGACCCUUCCGUACGAGAGAAAUUAUCCAAGCAAAAGAUGCAACCGGUUCGAAAAGAAGACGGAGAGAGAAUGGCCAAGGACUUGGGAGCAAUCAAAUAUGUCGAAUGCAGCGCACUGACACAGUACAAACUGAAAGACGUGUUUGAUGAAGCCAUUGUUGCUGCAUUAGAACCUCCCCCAAAGAAGAGUUCGAAGAAAUGCACGAUACUCUGA
Molecule: messenger RNA, 708 nt
Organism: Exophiala bonariae
Lineage: Eukaryota; Fungi; Ascomycota; Eurotiomycetes; Chaetothyriales; Herpotrichiellaceae
Gene: CDC42
Product: Rho GTPase
Exons: 3
Coding region: 1-708 (235 amino acids)
Biological process (GO): endocytosis; Cdc42 protein signal transduction; establishment or maintenance of cell polarity
Molecular function (GO): GTP binding; GTPase activity; protein kinase binding
Source: RefSeq, a predicted model, not a curated record